GCGCUCCCCACUCUGUGCGUGUGAGUGAGUGUGACUGUGUGUGUGCGCGCGCGCGCGCGCGUGUGUAUGUGUGUGUGUGUGUGUGUGUGUGUGUGUGUGUGUGUAUGUGUGUGGGUGCGCGCGCGCGCGCGAGCUCUGCCUUCCUCACCUUUUCGGAAAGCUGCUCUUCCCGCGACGAACCUUCGGCAGCUGAACGGCAGGAAUUCACCGCGAAUAAAAGCCGUUCUGACUGACUCACAGCACAGAGGAGCCGUUUCCCUCCACAAGCCGGGCUUUCUCUUUGGUUUAUUUUAUUUUUUUAAAUUAUACACACACACAUAUAUAUACACACGUCUUUUUCUUUUGCUGUUUGUUUAUUUAACCACAGUUGCCGAAGAGGACAGGGUGCCGUUAGCUGGCCGGUGCCGGUGCCGGUGCCGGUGUUGUCCCUCCUCUCACCGCCACCGGGCUUCCACUUGUCCGCAUCUUUCUGUUGACUUUGAGAAGACCGGGAAGUCAGAAGUGAGUGAGACUUUACGCGGAGAGAGUUCAACACACACACAGAGAAAAGAGAGAGAGAGAGAGAGAGAGCGGGGUUACCGCUCACGCCGCGGGUCCGUCUCCCCUCACACUGGCGUUAGCUGAGCAUGCACCGCCGCCUCGCAGCUCUUCACACCGGAGCAGCUCCUUCUGCCUCCUCUGUCCGCUCCGACACACACUUCUGAAACUCAGCCACAGGUAAGAGUCCGUGUGUGGCCUUUAUCCCCGUGUGAGCGGCGUGUUCACCCGGUUUAUAUGUGGCUCCGAGUUCGGCUUGAGCGCAAACUUUUCAGUUUCAAAGUGAGCGAGCGCUGUUUCCUUCUCACACACACACACACACACUCACACACACACACGCGCGCGCGCGCUGUUUAGAAGUUUGGGUCACACAGCACAAACUAACCGUUAGUGUAAAUAAUAAUAAUAAUAAUAAUAAUAAUAGCGUGUGUGUUUAGUAGUUAAGCUGUGUGAGGAAGAGGAGGAGGAGGAAGAGGAGGUAAAAUGGUGGAGAAGCGGGUAGUGAGGUGGCUAAUUGAGAAACGGCUGAUCAAAACAGCAGCAGAUGUGGAUGGAGCGGCUCCGUCUCGCGCUCCUGAUGACAGGACGAAUGGAAACUAUUAGCGCGUGCGGCGCGUGCGCGUGGACCCUCUGGAGCCGCUGAUCUGGGAAGGUGCAGACCCUGAAGAUGAGCGUCUUUGGGAUGAUUUCUCACGUGUCGUUGUGACUCCAGUGACUUUCGAGCAAGCAUGAGGAGAGUGCCCAAGCCGAGCACAAUGGCCUGUUCAGUGUGGAGUCUCCCAAGCCUCCGUUGCCUGAUGUUCGCUUUGGCUGCUCUACAGUGCACUGAAGGCUUCAGUCGGGCAGCACUGCCGUUUGGUUUAGUCAGGCGGGAGCUGUCCUGCGAGGGCUACCCAAUUGACCUGCGCUGUCCAGGAAGUGAUGUCAUCAUGAUUGAGAGCGCUAAUUACGGGCGCACGGAUGACAAGAUCUGCGAUGCCGACCCCUUCCAAAUGGAAAAUAUCAACUGCUACCUCCCUGAUGCCUACAAGAUAAUGUCCCAAAGGUGCAAUAAUCGAACCCAGUGUAUUGUCAUUACGGGAUUGGAUGUCUUCCCUGACCCUUGCCCAGGAACUUACAAAUACCUUGAGGUCCAGUAUGAAUGUGUCCCUUAUAAAGUGGAGCAAAAAGUUUUUGUUUGUCCUGGAACUCUGAAAGCUGUCGGAGAUCCUUCCUUUCUGUACGAGGCGGAGCAGCAAGCUGGUGCCUGGUGCAAAGACCCUCUUCAAGCAGGGGACAAAGUUUAUUUCAUGCCCUGGACGCCGUACCGCACCGACACACUGAUCGAGUACUCGUCGCUUGACGAUUUUCAGAACUCCAGACAAACCGUAACAUACAAACUUCCCCAUCGAGUGGACGGCACCGGAUUCGUGGUGUACGACGGCGCUGUGUUCUUUAACAAGGAGAGAACACGCAACAUUGUGAAGUUUGACUUGCGCACACGAAUCAAGAGCGGCGAGGCCAUCAUCAACAACGCCAACUACCAUGACACGUCGCCAUACAAGUGGGGCGGCAAGACGGACAUCGACCUGGCUGUGGACGAGAACGGCUUGUGGGUGAUUUAUGCCACUGAGCAGAACAACGGCAUGAUGGUGCUGAGCCAGCUGAACCCAUACACACUGCGCUUCGAAGCGACGUGGGAAACGACAUACGACAAGCGCUCAGCCUCUAACGCCUUUAUGAUCUGUGGUGUGCUCUACGUGGUCCGGUCCACAUACGAGGACAAUGAGAGUGAAGUGAGCAAAGGCGUCAUCGAUUACAUGUACAACACUAAGCAGGGCCGUGGUGAGUACGUGGACAUUCACUUCCCCAACCAGUACCAGUACAUCGCCGCCGUGGAGUACAACCCCAGGGACAACCAGCUCUACGUGUGGAAUAACUUUUACGUUCUGCGCUACAACUUGGCCUUUGGACCACCCGAUCCAGCUCACGCCCCGCCUAUCUCAGAUGCCACCUCAGUGCCAGCACCACCCCGAAUGACUACCACCACAAUGACAACAACAACAGCACAGCAUAGAGGCCUAACAACAACCAUAAACACUACAGGGACCAGGGUCGGCAACAAGCCCCCUAAACCCCCAGUGGCUCCGUCCCGAACUACCACGCCUCCGUCCCUGGAGUCGUUCCCUUUGCCCAAGCGCUUCUGUGACAGUGUAGAGCGAAGGGACAUCCUGUGGCCUCAGACACAGAGGGGCAUGCUUGUGGAACGACCAUGUCCCAAAGGAACUAGAGGCACUGCCUCCUACCUGUGUGUCCUCUCCACUGGGGCCUGGCACCCAAAAGGCCCUGAUCUAAGCAACUGCACCUCUCACUGGGUCAAUCAAGUGGCUCAGAAGAUCCGGAGUGGGGAGAAUGCGGCCAACCUGGCCAACGAGCUAGCUAAGCACACCAAAGGGCCCAUCUUCCCCGGCGACAUCAGCUCCACCAUGAGGCUCAUGGAACAGCUGGUGGACAUCCUGGAUGCCCAACUACAGGAGCUGAGGCCAAGCGAAAAGGAUUCUACCGGACGGAGCUUCAACAAGGUUCAAAAGCGAGAAAGGACAUGCAGGGCAUAUAUGAAGGCGAUUGUCGAUACCGUGGACAACCUGCUUCGGCCAGAAGCACUGAAGUCUUGGAGAGGCAUGAAUAUCACAGAGCAGACUCAUGCUGCCACCAUGUUACUGGACACUCUCGAGGAAGGAGCCUUCGUCCUUGCUGACAAUCUGAUGGAACCAGCAAUAGUGAAAGUGCCAGCUAGCAAUAUAAUCCUGGAUGUGUAUGUGCUGAGCACAGAUGGCCAGGUGCAGGACUUCAAGUUUCCCCAGAGCAGCAAGGGGGGUAUAUCUAUCCAGCUGACAGCCAAUACAGUUAAACUAAACAGUCGGAAUGGUGUUGCCAAGUUGGUGUUCGCUCUGUACAAAAACCUGGGCCAGUUCCUGAGCACUGAGAAUGCAACAAUCAAACUGGGCAGUGAGAUGAAUGGCCACAACCUCACCGUGGCCGUAAACUCAGAUGUCAUUGCUGCCUCAAUCAACAAGGAAUCCAGUCGAGUCUAUAUAACUGAGCCAGUGAUUUUUACCCUGGAACACAUUGAUAUGCAACACUAUUUCAACUCAAACUGCUCCUUUUGGAAUUACUCAGAAAGGAGCAUGAUGGGAUACUGGUCCACUCAAGGCUGCAAGCUUGUUAAGUCCAACAAAACCCACACAACCUGCUCGUGCAGCCAUCUAACAAAUUUCGCCGUCCUUAUGGCUCAUCAGGAAAUACUGGGCCCAGGCAGAGAGCACAAGCUGCUGCUGACGGUCAUCACUCGCGUGGGCAUUGUGGUCUCACUCGUCUGCUUGGCCAUGUGCAUCUUCACAUUCUGCUUCUUCCGUGGCCUGCAGAGUGACAGAAACACCAUCCACAAGAACCUUUGCAUUAACCUCUUCAUUGCCGAACUCCUCUUCCUAAUUGGCCGCAGUGUGACAGAACACAGGAUUGGUUGUGCGAUCAUUGCUGGGAUCCUGCAUUAUUUCUUCUUGUCUUCUUUCGCUUGGAUGUGUUUGGAGGGAGUUCAUCUCUAUCUUAUGCUCGUGGACAUCUUUGAGAGUGAAUAUUCACGGAAGAAAUAUUACUACGUUUCGGGCUACCUGUUUCCCGCCAUUAUCGUGGGCGUGUCUGCGGCUGUGGAUUAUGGGAGUUAUGGAACAGAAAAAGCAUGCUGGCUGAGAUUGGACAACCACUUUAUUUGGAGUUUUAUUGGACCUGUUACUUUCAUCAUCAUGCUUAAUCUCAUCUUCCUGGUCAUCACAAUAUACAAAAUGGUGAAGCACUCUACUUCAUUGAAACCAGACUCCAGCAGGUUGGAAAAUAUAAAGUCCUGGGUUCUAGGAGCGUUUGCUUUGCUAUGUCUUCUGGGUCUUACCUGGACCUUCGGUUUGUUAUUCAUCAAUAGCGAGUCCGUCGUGUUGGCCUAUCUCUUUACCAUUUUCAACACCUUCCAGGGCAUGUUCAUCUUCAUCUUCCACUGUCUGCUUCAGAAAAAAGUUCGUCGAGAGUACAGCAAAUGCCUUCGCCACACAUCUUGUUGCAGCAGCUUGCCAAGUGAGAGCUCCCACAGUUCCACAAAGACAGCAACAACAAGGACAAGUGCUCGCUACUCCUCUGGCACUCAGAGUCGAAUCAGAAGAAUGUGGAAUGACACUGUAAGAAAGCAAUCUGAAUCCUCCUUUAUCUCAGGGGACAUCAACAGCACAUCAACCCUCAACCAAGGAAUGACGGCCAAUUAUCUACUAACAAACCCUCUUCUACGACCCCAAGGCACUAACAACCCGUACAAUACCUUACUGGCCGAAACGGUCGUAUGUAACACUCCUACGGCUCCUGUCUUUAAUUCUCCAGCGACCUACAGAGAGACAAGACACUCAAUGAACAAUGCCAGGGAUACAAGUGCAAUGGAUACUCUACCGCUAAAUGGUAACUUCAAUAAUAGCUACUCGCUUCGGAACGGGGACUACGGUAAUGGUGGCAUCGGCCUAGAUGAAGCCGCCUUCGAGAAGAUGAUUAUCUCAGACCUGGUGCACAGCAACCUGAGGACAUGUGCCAAAAGACAGCGGCAAGAGCCUCAUAUCUCCACUAGAAAUGCAGCCGGGGGAGGGACCAGUAGCAAAGAUGAAGCCACUGUAGCCGAAACUACAUCCUUGGUGCCCGUGGACAGCGAGAGCAGCCAUUUACUGGUGGGGAGUCUGAGCUUGCACCAUCAGCACCACCUGGAUGCCCCUCUCAUCCCCCAGCGGACUCACUCGCUCCUGUAUUACACUCAGGAGAGAGUGAGAACCGAGCCCACAGCUACAAAACACAGUCUGCAGCCACCCACUACGGACUCCCUGUACUCCAGAGAGCUGAACCUGAGAGACUCGCCCUUAACCGAGAGCGGCCUCCAGACAGAGCAGCUCUCGCCCUCCAAACACAGCGAGGACGAGGAUGCCUACUACAAGAGCAUGCCCGAUUUAGGGGCCGGCCAACAGCUGCACACCUACUAUCAGAUGAGCAGGGGAAGCAGUGACGGUUAUAUAAUCCCCAUCCCCCAAUCCCCUAAAGAGGAGUGUGAGCCAGAGGUGGACGUACGGGAAGGACAGAUGCAGCUCAUCACGAGCCUUUAAUAUGUUCUUUUUUUUUUCGCAAAAACAAUCAGCACCAGUUGCCACAAGGACACUGGGUACUAGGGGAGGGUUUAGAACAAGGUUCAUACUUCAUCUCGCUUCGUCUUUCACUACUUUCCCCUCAGAAACAUAGCUCUUCACUGUUUCGCUGACAUCCCCAAAGAUGUGUAGACCAGUAUGGCUGCAUUGCAGUGUGAUUCCGCUUGUCUAAAUCAGCGCUGAUUUGACUGUAAAAACAAUCAGAUGUGGGAUUUGAUGGACAAGUCUUAGCGCUGCCGAUGUUGACUGACUCAGAACUAUGGAAUGAUUUCACAUAAAAAAAGAGAAAAAAAAAAAUAUACCAAAUAAUAGUAUUUCCUGUUUCAGCUCGUACAAUGUUUGUCAGAGGUUGUACAUAGGGUCACAUAAUUCAAAUCCAGUUUUGUAUUAUAUACAAAAAUGGAGUUUCCAGCACGUAAGCAGAGAUGUGUACUAAGAUUAUUGCUAAUGGGACUGUUUAUUUAGGAAAUUUAGUAGUCUGGAUCUACGGCCCCAUUUUUACAAUGAAGAUCAGAUUGUGCUGUAUAACCACUAGCAAUCAACCCCAGGCCUUAUCUUUUCGUGGUUGUACAGUAAAACCAUCAAGGAUAAUGGCAUAAAAAUAUAUAUUUUGUUGUAUUUCAGGUGCAUAAUAAGAAGGCGACCUUAAUUAUAAUAAGGAAACAUUUUAAUUAAGACUUUAAUUAAGACGUGUCUAUCCAGAAGUGACUAUUGUGUGGGAAAAAAAAUUGCACAUGUUAUAAGAAAAUGAUUUGUUCUUACAGUUUAUUCAUCAUGGUGUGUUUGGAGGAGGAUUAAGAUGAAAUGAAUGGACACAGAGCUUAGAGAGGUUGCUGACAUCAAAUUCUGUCUUGUUCAGGAAAAUGAGAUUGCUGCACCAAAGCUUUGGGCUUUAGGAGGAAAUUAGGAUUUUUCUUGCCUUUGUUUAAAAGAUUCUCAGAGAAUCUGUACAGGCAUGAAAGUCACUCAAGUCCACAGCCAAACACGAGGCUUUCCAGACACAUUCUUCUAAAUAGAUUUCCGAUAUUUAUUUAUUAAAUUAUUCUCAGUGAUACUUUUGAACUCUUUUGUGAAUACAUUACAGCACUGGUUCAUUCUUUGCAUUAACAUGUUAGUAAGGAGCCCCAUACAAAUAAUGUAAAGUUCAACACUUGUUUAACAAUAAAUAAAUGUGAAUUUUUGGCUAUUA
Messenger RNA from Pangasianodon hypophthalmus (striped catfish), 6927 nucleotides. It is a transcript of the gene adgrl2a, whose product is annotated as adhesion G protein-coupled receptor L2a. Gene Ontology annotation, biological process: cell surface receptor signaling pathway; adenylate cyclase-activating G protein-coupled receptor signaling pathway; brain development. The transcript has 24 exons. Bases 1266 to 5699 code for a protein of 1477 amino acids. The record is from RefSeq and is a predicted model, not a curated record. NCBI's taxonomy places the organism in Eukaryota, Metazoa, Chordata, Actinopteri, Siluriformes, Pangasiidae. Gene Ontology annotation, molecular function: G protein-coupled receptor activity; carbohydrate binding. Gene Ontology annotation, cellular component: neuron projection; membrane.